Messenger RNA from Anolis carolinensis (green anole), 10740 nucleotides. It is a transcript of the gene dgke, whose product is annotated as diacylglycerol kinase epsilon. Bases 854 to 2572 code for a protein of 572 amino acids. The record is from RefSeq and is a predicted model, not a curated record. Gene Ontology annotation, molecular function: ATP-dependent diacylglycerol kinase activity. The transcript is spliced from 12 exons. Lineage: Eukaryota; Metazoa; Chordata; Lepidosauria; Squamata; Anolidae.
UCACGCCCCUUUCCUCCCCCCUCCCCUCCCUUCUGGUUCAGAGAAGCUCAGUCUGUGGCUUCAGCCACAUCCGGUUCCGGCGAUCAACGGUACCUGCCUAGUGGAGCUCGUGAGCCGGAUGACUUCAUUGGCACUUGCCACAAUAUCCUGACCCACAAUGCAUAACUCAGAUUGGAAUUCAUCCCUGUACUGUUUUGAUUGGAAGCCAGGAUGGGGGUUGAAUUAUGUUUCACUAAUUGGACAUGUAUGAGCACAGAGUAAGGAACAAGUUAGCAUUAUAUAUCUAACAAAGAGAGGAACAAGAUAGUAUUAUUUUUAGUGAACAGGCAGCAUGUGCUUAAUUAUUGUUUUGUAAAUUUUUUUUAGUUGAGUUGGUUUUGCAUAGAACUAUUUGUCUUUGGAAAUCAGCUAAAGUGAUGAACUGUAGUAAAAAGUAGCAUGAAUGCUUUUGGAGCAUGUGAUUUCUAGAAAAGGCAAGAUGUGGUGAACAUAUUAAUAAGACAGGAAAUGGAGAUAUGGCAAUAGUGUUGAGAGUGUAGAGUAGUGGCUAAGUCUUUUUGUGAAGUGCUCAAAAGGAAAGAUAUUUAAUUUCAGGAAACAGAUGUUUAAAUAUAAUUUUAGCAGCAUCAUGAAUAAAAGGAAAAAGUGAGUUUGUGUUACAAGAGGUGAUGAAGAGCAGUCCAGGAACGUGUUAUUAGGUUGAUAGAGUCAUUAAGAAGAUACCGCUGAGCCAAGCUGUUGAUGGAAUGUAAUGAUAAUAGCAGGAGAUCUCUACUGCAACCUGUUGUGGGUUAGCUGUCUCGUUUCUGGUUUAAUUUGACACCCCCAAGGGCAAAUAAGAAACCCCCAAAGGAUGGAAGGGGUUGAAACCAGUAGUUCAGUCUCCCCUUCAGGAUUGUUUCCAGAAUGGAGUCUCGCCUUCUGGACACUGUGUGCCGUGGUCGUGCCAAUCCUGCUCACAUUGUGGUGCAGCUUCCGGCGAUCCCGGCGACAAGGCCAAGUGCAGGACAUCUUGCGCAAAAGCAAGCAUGACUGGCAGGACACCGAUCUCUUCAGCCAGCCGACCUAUUGCUGCAUCUGCGCUCAGCACAUCCUUCAGGGCGCUUUCUGCAACUGUUGUGGGUUGUGUGUGGACGAAGGGUGCCUGAAGAAGGCCGACCGUCGUUUCCACUGCAAGGAGAUCAUGACGAGGGGAGAAGGCAGCAUCCGGACUUCUAUGGUGCACCACUGGAUCCGAGGCAACGUCCCGCUGUGCAGCUAUUGUGUUGUGUGCAAGCAGCAGUGUGGUACCCAGCCCAAGCUGUGUGAUUACAGGUGUAUUUGGUGUCAGCAAACAGUACAUGAUGAAUGUAUGCAGAGCUCCUUGAAAAAUGAGCAAUGUGGACUGGGAGAGUUUCGCAACCUCAUCAUCCCUCCGUAUUAUUUGUUCAGUGUCAGUCAGAUGCGUAAAGACAAACACAUGGACUAUGGGAAGCUAGCCUCCUGCUGUGGGAAAAAUUGGACUCCUCUGAUCGUUCUGGCUAAUACUCGUAGUGGAAACAAUAUGGGGGAGACAUUGAUGGGCCAAUUUAAAAGCUUGCUAAACCCAAUUCAGGUGUUUGAACUGACCAAAACAACCCCAGCAAAGGCACUCCAGCUUUGCACCUGGUUGCCUUGCAAUUCUGCUAGAGUGUUAGUCUGCGGCGGAGAUGGCACCGUGGGCUGGGUCUUGGAUGCAAUUGAUGACAUGAAAAUUAAGGGUCAAGAGCGCUAUGUCCCCCAGGUGGCAAUCUUGCCCUUGGGGACAGGUAAUGAUCUCUCCAACACCCUGGGCUGGGGGGCAGGAUAUGCCGGAGAGAUCCCAGUGGAGCAGAUUCUGCGCAACGUCAUGGAUGCUGAUGGAAUCAAGUUGGACAGAUGGAAGGUCCAAGUGAUAAAUAAAGGCUACUACAAUUUAAGAAAACUAAAGAUCUUCACAAUGAACAACUAUUUUUCCAUAGGGCCAGAUGCUCUCAUGGCCUUAAACUUUCACGCUCAUCGUGAGAAAUCUCCCUCUUUGUUUUCCAGUAGGAUCAUUAACAAGGCUGUUUAUUUUUUCUAUGGAACCAAAGAUUGUUUAGUACAGGAAUGUAAGGAUUUGAACAAAAAGAUUGAGCUAGAGUUGGAUGGAGAGAAAAUCGACCUGCCCAGUUUGGAAGGGAUCAUAGUGCUGAAUAUCGCCUACUGGGGAGGUGGCUGUCGAUUAUGGGAAGGAAUGGGAGAUGAGCUUUACCCUCUGGCAAGAAAUGAUGAUGGACUAUUGGAAGUUGUUGGGGUGAAUGGCUCUUUCCACUGUGCACAGAUUCAAGUAAAGCUUGCAAAUCCCAUCCGGCUGGGUCAGGCCCAUACUGUGAGGCUGAUCCUGAAGAAUUCCAAGAUGCCAAUGCAAGUGGAUGGAGAGCCCUGGGCACAAGGCCCCUGCACAGUGACAAUAACUCACAAGACCCACGCACUGAUGCUCUAUCACUCAGGUGAACAGACAGACGAUGAUGACGAGAUCUCCAGUGUAUCCGAGCAGGAGCCGUUAAAAGAUCAGACGGACGAGGAUACAUAGGUCUUGGCCACAUUUUCAUUUACUAGCUGGUAGUGGUAACACAGCUUGACUUUCACAGAAAAGCUUUGUGCUAAAUAUUCUGACUAUAGUAGACCUCUUAAGGCCAUGCCACCUCUACUUUCCUGUGGUGUUGGAAUUAACCAAGCCAUGCUUUUAGUGACUGAAGAAAGCUAAUCCAUGCUGAAAUUCAGCAUACAAGUUUGCUUUGUUGCAUAUUGUGAUGCUGAAGUAGAGAUGAGGACCAGGGAGAGGCACUUUCAUGGUCACUUGGCAGUGACUGCCCUCCUGACAGCAUUUCUUCUGUAAACUCUCAGAAUCCUUCCCUAGUUCUGUGGAGUAGCUACCAAACGUUCACCAUUUGUCAUUGUGUAAAUCUAGCAUUGAAGAGGACAUGACUUCAUGCUGCAAACUUCAUCAUGCCUCACUGGGAGUACUGGUGGAUUCAGGUGUGACUUCUCUUGCUUGCACAUUUCUUCAUUUUCAGAGCUAACUGUGAUGCAGUGUUACAUCAGCACCAGGAUUUUGGCUACCCAUGGUUAGGUCUGAACAUGAAAAAGAUUGUGAGAGGGGAGUGAGUUUGCAUUUGGAUGUGUCUGAGCCCACAGGACACUCCUAGUGCAUUUAGGUUUAUACUAGAUCUCAGCCAAUGUCACUGUCACUAAGACAGUCACUGGCUUCUAUUGAGAGCUUGAGUAGUUUUAUAUUUCUGCUGUCUUAGAUGCUAAGGAGAGAGAGAUAUUGGCCUGUACAUUGUUUAUCAGCCAUAUUUAAAGCAUUCACAGUUGUCCCAUACAUAAAAUGUGCUCCUUCACCGAUUUCCUAGAGAUGAAAAGAGUUUCAUCUCUGGACUAUGGCUCUGAGAGGCAGUAGGAAAUGUAUAUGGGAAACAAGAGCUGUAGAAAUGAAACUGUUGAGCCAGGUGUAGAUAUGUUGUAAUCUCUCCCACCCCGCCCCCGGCCAUUCCUGUUCAGAAUGGAUAUGGCAUUCUUCCUGGGGAAAUAAGCACACUAGCAGAAUAGAAAAUGCUUCUGGCAGCUGACCUAUGGCUAAGAGGACUAAGCUGUGUCACGAGCCCCAACCACUUUUGUGUAUCCAUUUUGCAAGGGGAUUCAAGGUACCUCUUAUUGCAACAUGCCCAAAAAUACAUGGAUUUAACUGAGAGUCGGGCUAACAUAAGUCACCCAAAAUAUUCCAGUCCUAAAAUGCUGGCAGAAUUAUGUAAAGCUUAAUAAGAAAAGGAUAACACUUUCAUUUGAAACAAGUGGAGGGGAAUUAGAUUUUAAAUUUCAAAGAAUUGAUAAACUAAACCGUCCGCAACACCCAGCAGCAAAUGAGAACAUUGUCAAUCAUUUCUGGGUUAGACUCCACAAAUAAAAGAAGUCCUCCAUUCCAGCAGAGGCUUCUGACAAGUUUUCCCUUCCACCCAACCUCAGUCCCUCUCUACAGCAUUAUCUACGCUGUUUAAAGGGGUUUAGCAGCCCUACAAUUUAACUUUUCAAGAGGCUGUUUUUUUUGUAAGAUAAGUUCUAUUGAUAGGAAUUUUGGAUUUAUCCCAGUGUAAUGUAAGCUUAUUUAGGUCACAUACAGGUUUUUGGUUUUGCCUGGGCCACAAUCCAUAGGACCAUGCACAAAUUCUACAGAAGUGAACAGAUGUUGCCCAAGGUUGACAUUCCUCUUCAUUUCAGCGGUGUUUACACAGAACAUUUUGGACACUGAUUUUUCCCCUCAUCUCUGUAGGGAAGAAAUUCCCCAUUUUGGCACUUCAUUUUUUGCUUAAUAGCUCUGGUGUAUGUUGGCCACUUAGGGUAAUAUAAUUCCAAGUUAUCAAACAAUUGUUUCAAAUAGCUUAAAUUAAGACUGCCUCACUCAGAAAGUCUCUAAAUAUUUUGAUAAACCACAGCAGUCUAAACUUAGCAAUUAAUGGUCUUGUGCCAGUUUGAAAACCAGUUUCUAUGUUUCAUGUAGUUUACUGUGUAGACCAAAUAUUACUUAUAGGGAUGGCAGGAGUUUUGCUGAACUAUUUUUUUCUCAAAUAUAGUAAUAUAUUUUUGUUAAGUAGAUGCAUCAUUGCACUGUGUUUGCGACACUUUGUUUUCUAUACACAUCCCAGCUUGUUAGGAUAUGCAUCCCGCAAAGACCAUUUGAAUCCAUAUCUUCUGUUGUACAAGCUAGGUUUCUGUGUCCAUAUGAUAGAAUCUAUUUUCUGAGACACAAAGAAAGAAGCGAUGUCCUUUUAUUCACUGCUUCCCCUUCAUGAGUAGUUGUUAUAUCUUUCUCUUUGUACAUACUUAACGAGUAAGAACAGUUAUAAAAGUGCAUGGAAAACUAUUAUCAGUGUGAGAGUCACCAGACAAAGAAGCAGCCCAGGUGGAUGUUACAUUUAAUGUGAAGUUCACAGAGAUCUAGCUAUUCAAGUUCUGCUCUAUUUAUAUGAAUUAUUCCUUUAUUUUUGUAUACAUGUUUAUUUAAGUACUAUGGGUGUCUUGGUGUUUACAUAGGCAUAAAAGUAAGUGGACCACUUUUGAAAGUUUACUGGGAUAGCUUCAUUCUUUCCUGCUAAAUAAAGCAUUAAUGCUUGUUCCAGAACAAUGGAGGAGACAAUGCCCUUUUUGCUGUUUUAUCAUGUUAUCUAGAGCAGUAUGUCAGAGCUGUAAUGGAAGUUCCUGCUUUUGAGCACAAUUGCAAGUGACUUUCAUCAGGCAGUUGAGGAGUGACUCCAGCAACCAUUGGACAGUGCAGAAUUGAACUAUAACAUAAUUCAAGCCUGGAUGAUACAUUCUGACUGGGAAAUCUUUCAUGUGUAAUGAAACAGUGAGCACACCUUACUCACAAUAUGUGAUGCAGUGUACUCUUAAUUCUCAGUCUCACCUUCCCUCCAAGUGCCAAAUACACUUCAAGAGAAGAAAUGAGCUGAUUGGCACUGAACUCUAAACCCCAAGCUCUUCCAGAUUCUUUGGAACUACAGUUCCCAUCAGGCUUAACCAACAAUGUCAUUGGUGAGAGAUUGGUGUGAGGAGUUGCAGUCCAGCAACAUGAGGUGCACCACUCAAUUCAGUCAUGAUUAAGAUCUGUGAGCCUGGGGCAAAGUAACCCUGAAUGAAAACUCUGGCUCGUGUAGUCCAUCCCCUCAUAUACUAGAAGUGGAUCUUUAUUGGCUUUUCUUGUUCCUGGCUUCUUAUCUUUAAACCAUAUUCCGGUUUAAUAAUAAUAAACUGGUUAAACAAACUAGCUUUGGAAACAGCCUCUUCAAGUACCUUGUUGGGAAACUGACCAUUGCUUGUUCUAAACCAGGCAUGGGCAAACUUUGGCCUUUCAGGUGUUUUGGACUUUAACUCACACAAUUCCCAACAGCUGGUAAGCUGGCUGGGAUUUCUGGAAGUUGAAGUCCAAAACACCUGGAGGACCGAAGUUUGCUCAUGCUUGUUCUAAACAGUGAUCACUGGUUCCUAGUUAAGGGUAAGCCAAGAUUUAAAACUGAAACUCUGUGCAAAAGCCUGUCUUUUGGGAAGAGGAGGAAGGAAUAUAACAUCCCGGGUCUGCAGUCUAGCAUGAAUAUAGAAAUUGGUUGGUGUGUCUAUACAUCACCUUUGUUAUUUACAUUAUGUCCAAUGGGCAAUUGGAGACACAACAAGGUACUCACUGCCCAACUACACAUGGAAGAUUUUCAGACUAAGGAAGGAGUAAGCCAAUUGAAAUGCUCUUGUAUAUUGUGAUAUGUGUUUCUGUCUAAUUUCUUUAUGUAUUUCUGUAAAAUUGUUUAUAGAACAAAUGCUGUUAUUCUAUAAUAUGUUAUCAUUUUAAGUGCAUUGCACUACUGAAUGCUGACCAGAAUUAAGCACUUGAGAAUUGUAAAACUCUUUAAAGCACUGCAGUUGACCAAAAGGGGGUGCUCACCUACCAAGUGAACAGAAUAUACACACAGAUUCCUUGUGAAUUUACAUUAUUGGUAAAUUAACGAAGCACUUGCAUUUUUAAUGUUUUACAUUUUUUAUUGUUUUGCUUAAAUUUAACUACAUUGAAGUAAUUUGCAAAAGAAGUUAGUCUUUUCAAAGAAGUUGCUAACUUGGGAAUUUGGUUUCAUGACCCUCUGGCUGGUUGGCAUCCCUGUGACAUGCAGUGAUUUCUUUUGGCCUGUCGUAUGUAUUUCAGUUUUCACAUUAGAAGUUGCUUUCACUUCAUGACUACAUUGGAAAGAGAUAAACAGUGUUGUUUACGCUGCAUUCAAUAGCAGCAAAAUGGAGGGAUUCCAUUUGAUUCAGACAAUCUUUGUCUGCUCCCAAAUGUCCUCGUUCCUGAAUAGGGCACCUCGAAUCUGGAUGCUGUGGUGUCUGGUUAGUGAGUACAAGUGGCAUAUUUUGUUCUUGGUUACUAACCUCAGGAUUUUAAAGUGCCAACCUGCUAAUAUGUUAGGAGUGGUGGAACAUGGGGCCUUGCAGAUGUUGUUGAUCUGAAAUUUCCAUCAGCCCUAUUGAGCACAGUCAAUGAUGAGUGAUGAGAUGAGUGAUCCAGCUGUUUUUGGAGGCCCACCUAUGCUUUUCACACUACACAAUUAUCGUGUAGUCCACUUUAACAGCCAUUGCUGUAUCUUAUGGAAUCCUAGGGUCUGUAGUUAAUGGAGGUACUCGAUCUCUUUGUAUGAUGAUUGUAUGUGCUCAUCCCUAAACUGCAUGAAUCCCCAGGGUUUCAUAGGAUCUUACCAUGCCAGCUAAAGUGGAACCAUAAUUGCAUAUUAUAAAAGGACCCAUGUUCUCUACUUCUGCUCUAAACAGAAAUUAGAAUCUAUGCCAGAAUCUAAGAAGAACCCUGCAUCUCUGACAUAGCAUUGAAGUAGACAGUAUUUAUCCUGAAAUGAAUGUGACAUGACUAUUAAUGUGUGCCCAAAAGUGAUAUAGCCAUAUUUUCUCUUCUGUGCUAUUUCAAAUUAUGCUCAGGUUGCUUUUUGCUUGCUGCUUUUUUGACCUUUUGUCUGUCUUUUGCCAGCCCGGGGACUGAACUUAAUAUUGUUUACAUACCUCGUGGGGACUGAUCAGAUCCUCCAAGAGUUUUUUUUCCUUAUGCUUUGAAGUUUUAGCCUUCACAAGCUGCUAGUUUUGAGUUCAAACUAAUGGGAAAUUGAAUUUUUGGGCAAGAGUCAGAAGAUAGUCAGAAACACAUUUUCUAGGUCUCACUGCUUUGGAUUUUAGAAAAGGAAAUCUUUUGACUGUAUUAAAUACUUUGCUACUGAAAUAAAAUGGAUGAUGCACUGAAGCUUGAAGUCCAGGUAUUGUAGUAGUCCUUUCUUUUUAGAAUAGUUGUUAUGAUCUUUUCUUGCACAGGAUGCUUUCUCACCUGAGUGUGAAAGCCAAAGGCAAUGGGAAAUGUAAUUUAAUGUACUGUUAUGAGUACAGUAUGAGUGUUAUGAGUACAUACAGUCUGUACGAACUAAAACUUUUUCAUGAUGGUUUAUUAAAAUUAACUUAAAAUCCGACCUGUAAACUGCAUACUCUUAAUAGAGCUUCUUUUCCCCAUACCGGUAAUCAUAUCUUGGGAGAAAAAUAAGACUGGCCCUGACACUCAUAUUCACAUGUCAUCAACCACAAAAUGUCAAUGGAGAAAAGAGGAAGAGCUAGGAUCUCACAUAUGCUGGGUGUGUCAGGUGCUGAUGGGUUGUGUAGAAAGUAUCGACUACAAAAAGGAUCCACAGGGAUCAGACUACAACUCAUAUGAUGACAGAUAUCUAGGAACUUCAAGCUUAAAACAGAAUAAUUCGCCUGCCUGUCAAAACCCAUAGAUCUUACAAUGACAAGCCUGUGAGGCUACUAUCUGGGUGGAUGAAGUUUCUGUGCACAGAGUUUCUAACUAGGAAGACGUGUGCUAAGCAGUUUCUUUUUUUGAAACAAAAGGAGCCACCUGCGGAUCAGGAGACUUAUUCUUCAAAUUGACCCGGAUUGGAACAAAACUAGUUUUUCUGCACUGAUGAGGAAGAAUUAAAAGCAGUGGUGGGUGUUCCUUAACAACCACCUUCCCUUCCUUCCCUUGUGUAACAUAUAGUACAGCCUGACUUGUCAUUGCAAGGAGAUUAUUUUUGCUCAUAAGGCAACACAUUUUGUAGGAAAACUCAGAAUAAGGGCAAGAAACCAGACAAGUAGAAGCCAACAUUCCUGUGGUUUGUGGCAAAAACAUUCAUCCUGUGUGUUAUGCAGAGUGGGAUUUAAUUUCAGGGAUAUAAGAAAUUCAAUCUGCACUGAAUGACAAUUCUGUUUUGUUGUACAGUUGCUUACUGCAAAUGAUCUUUUUAUUUGUUUUUCAGUGCAAGCACUGAAUAUUUCUCAGGUAAUUUCUGUUGCUUCAGAUAUUUGCAUUCUAGGUUGUAGUGUUUUUUCUCAUUUACAUGAUUUGAUGUAGAGGGUUUUUAUGAAAACGCUAGUUGGUUUGUGUUUGUCCUGUAAUCCAGUUUAGCAGAAAACAGUACUUUGUCUGUGGGGAAGCUGUUGCUCUUUGUGUUGUCUGAAUGUCUUAGUUGUUGUUUGAUCAUGUGUCUUGAGUUCUCGUUGGUUUAACUAACUAAACACAAAGGGUGUAUGGAAAAUUUUAGAGCAUGCAAAUACCAACUGUGAUAUGGAACAAGGAAAAUGUAUCCGUGUGUGUAAUAGUGUGUUUUAAUUAUCUGUUAUUCUCUUAAAACAUAGGUGGUCCUAGUAUAGUGCUUACAAUCCCCACCCACCCAUGCUUGCUUUUGCUGCUCAGAUAGCUGCAAACUACAAAUUUAGUCUACAGUCUUAUAUGAGUAUAGCUGGGAGUAAUCCUAUGCAAUCAAUGGGGGGUCACUAGGUGGAUAUACAUAAAUUUGUACUGUAAUGGGCACUGACUUCCCCUCUUACAACUUCUUUGCUUCUGAAACCCACACCUACAUUAUAGCUGGCAAGUGAGCUGACAGGUAAUUGUUAUGGGCAUCAAAACAACUGUGAGGGUGCUUGCCAUAUCCUGUUCAUAUCCAUUCCAAGUUGCAUCCUCGGUUUGGCUUGUUUUGAGAUUUGACAUCUGAUUCCUUUUGUUGGGUUGAAAGGUAAUUCACAUGAACAUAAAAACAACGGGUUUUUUAGUUUAGGCAAAGUGAUAACAUCCACUGUUGUGACCAAUAAUUUAAUUCUCAAGCCCCAGUUUAUUGAUCUUGUCAUUAUGCUCUCAUUUUAGAUAACCUCAGUUACCAUUGUUAUUUUAUUUUUGUCAAUAUAAGCUGCCGUUGCAAAGUAUGCCUACUAUAAAUGACUCACUUGUGUGUCCCAAACAGUAGUGUGGGAGCCCAGUAUUAAAAGUAAUCCUAUGUGUGAGCAAUCUUCGUGUUUGAGAGAAAAUAGCAUAUAAACCUGUUUCCUCUUGUUGUAUUCAAAGAAUGGCACAAUGUAGUGACUAAUUCCUAGUUCUUAUAAAUGUCAGACAAAGCAGUCAGAUUUUACCUGAACCAUAAACCUUCAGUCUCUGGAGAGGGAUUAACAACUUAGUGUUUCUGCAUUUUGAGGAGACAUCCCUUCAUUGUAUUUUUCUGUAUGGUUGUCAACAUCCAACUUCCCUGCGUUUUACUGCAAAUAAAGCCUGUCAGUCAAGAUGUUUCUAGACUAAUUCACUUGAGUCAAGGACUUGUUAGAUGCCAUUAAGCAAGCCUCUACCUACUUUCUGAAACAUAAAGGAAUUAAAAUAAAAUUACAAAUUUAGCAACAGAGGAUUUACCAGUGGUUCUCAACCUGGGGGUCCCCAUAUGUUUUUGGCUUUCAACUUCCAGAAAUCCUAACAGCUGGUAAACUGGCUGGGAUUUUUGGGAGUUGUAGGCCAAAAACAUCUGGGGACCCCAGGUUGAGAACCACUGAGCCUAUUCUGACUCUUCCCACCCCACCCAUUCUUUCUAUGACUCUGGAAAAAAUGUGCUAAAAGGAACAUUUGUAAAGAAUAUCUGGUUCAUGAUUUGUAAAUAUUAUUUUGGAGAACCCCUAUUUUAAUACUAGACUCCCCCUACAUUUUAUGUUGUUUCUGUUCAUUGGAAAGUGUCUCUGUGUACAUUUGGUGUGAAGGAAAUGAUGUGUGGAUUUGAAUCUGUGUCGUCUGCUCACUUGAGAGGAGACACUAAUCUGAAUGUGAGUCUGUUUCCAUGACUUGUAAAAAACUUACAGUGAAAUAAAGAAAAUGAAAUAAAA